This is a messenger RNA of Naegleria lovaniensis, 642 nucleotides long. RefSeq lists its product as uncharacterized. The coding region runs from base 1 to 642 and encodes 213 amino acids. The record is from RefSeq and is a predicted model, not a curated record. Lineage: Eukaryota; Heterolobosea; Eutetramitea; Acrasida; Naegleriidae. The transcript has a single exon.
AUGUACAACGGCAUUGGAUUAACAACACCUCGAGGAAGUGGAACAAAUGGUUAUGUUCAACGGAAUUAUAGCGCUAUUUCUCAUCACAAAGAAAGAAAAAAAGAUCAUAGAUCAUCGGAAAAGAAAGAUUUGUCAAAAAUCAAAACAGAAAAUGUUGAGUUGAGAUUGCAUGAAGAAAAGAAAAAAGUAGAAAUUGAAUUAUUUAAAUUAAAAUCUGAAUUGUCAAAAAAAGGGGAAUUAACUCCCGAAGAAAUCGAAAACAAAAUAUCAGAAGAGCGUAAAAUUAGAAUUAAAAAGGUUGAGGAAAAAUUUAAAUCUUCCAACACAGAUCAAUCAGCAGCAAACGAAAAUUCUAAAGCAUCGGAGUCAAGUGUGUCUUCACCUAAUCAGAAAAACGAGCAGUUCAAAAAAGCUCUCAAACUAGAUCAACAUUUUAAAGAACAUGGCAUUGAAAACGACCAGGAUGCGCAACUUGUUGCUUUUGAUUCAAACAUUAGAAAGUCGUUUCUUAAACGGAAACAUAACGAAAAAAGUGUGACUGAAAAGAAAAAGCGUAAAAAGUCAGAAAAGAAAACCAAACAAGAUUCUUCAAGUAGCAGCAGUGACAACACUUCUUCUUCCGAAUCCGAAGAAGACAGCUAA